UGGCGGGCGCAGUAAAUGGUUAAAGUGAAAGUAGAUGUCGCCGCCAUUUUGAGUGAACCAGUACUUAGUGUCUAUAGGGAAGAUCUAAAGAACGCUUUCACAGUGGGGAUCGAACCCGUGACCUCCUGGUUGCUAGGCGGACACCAUAUCCUUUACGCCACAGCUACCUCAGGGUUUGGGGUAACGGUACAGUUUGUCAAGACACCAAACGCAAAGCCUAUCCCAAGGCAAUGCCCCAUUUGCGUGGUAAAAGGCAACACGACUGUGUACCUCCGGGUAACAGACCACGUUCGCUGGGUGCAAGCGCUGACAGCAGACCCCAUGAAGCCGUUGAUGUCAGAGGCACGUGCUAAGACCGGUCGGAAAGUGAAGAAGACAAAGCCGAGGAAUUACUACUCUUGCUGGCUGUGCGACCGGUCGGUGAUUGACCGGCUGCGUCAUCUAGAACAGGAGCACAAAAUGGAGGCUGGGACAUUCAAUUUUGUUUACACAAGAGGGCCGUUUCCGGAAAUUUCAAUCGUUGACUCAUAUGUAGACUACAUGUUCCUGCGGAGCAGGCCAGGUGGGUUGGCAAACGAGUCGAAAACACAAGAGGUCAACAUGAAGAUCAACCGGUUCCUGGCCCUGUCUGGCUACUUGGAAGGAGUGGUGUUGAGUGACAUGCUGUUGUGGAUGGGCCAUAUGGAGGUCCACGACAGUUCCUCAACACCACUCACCAGCUGAAGACGGUGCGGAAUGCACUAACGGCAAUCAAGAACUUCCUGAAGUGGUGCGAGGGAAUGGUCUAGCGGACGCCCGCACAUUGAACAAUGCUUCCUGACCUCAACCUGCCUGGAUAAGAGCCGUCGCGAGAUUGUUCGGAGGGUAGAGGAGAGUGCGGCCAUCCUGACGGACGCAAACCUGGAGCGCCACUUCACUGAGAGUGAGCAUGUAGUGAAAACGAUCAAGGUGAUCCAGGAGCCCCCAGCUGGCACACCUGAAAGAUAUUCGGGGAAUAAUCAUUUAACUGAUAGCGCUCUAUAACGCCUCCUGAACUGGCAAGUGUACCUAGAGAUUGAGCUGGAGACAGUGAAGGUGCUGACCUCUGUGUGGAACACUUAGAAGCUGGCAAGUUUUCAUAUUGAAGGGUAUGGUUCCCAACCGCCCAUCACACACAGAAUGAAGCUUGUCGUCUUCCGCAGUAAAAACUGGGUGCUGGAAGAUGCUUACUGCUAUAUUGACUGCUUCCGAGCGCUUCCUGGACCUAAAAAUUAUCUCCCAGCAGCAACCUCCCCAAGGUGUGACGAGAGUCUUCAAGCACUAAACUCACAGUCUGCACAAUAUCCGAAAAGAGUGCUAUGGUGCUGUCAUGCUCCUGAACCGGUACUUCCGUGGCUGAGAGAGCUGGCCAUUCUGUAGGAUCUUGAACAGCAGCCUCCACACACAGCUGGUUUGGCAGGUCGUCAUGUAUGGAUGCUAAACACCUCCUAGCCCCUUCAGCACUCAGAUGUAGUCCAUCAUGGGACAAGUACAGGGACUUCUUAAAAUUAAAUUUUGAUUAUUGAUAGUUACCGUACUAAUUUGUUUUAAACAUAACUAAGAUAUUAAAGCAGCAAAUUAAA
Messenger RNA from Dreissena polymorpha, 1601 nucleotides. RefSeq lists its product as uncharacterized. The transcript has 8 exons. NCBI's taxonomy places the organism in Eukaryota, Metazoa, Mollusca, Bivalvia, Myida, Dreissenidae. The record is from RefSeq and is a predicted model, not a curated record. Bases 16 to 723 code for a protein of 235 amino acids.